CAGACAACAAGACUCUCAGCAGAAAAGUUGGCCACGCUCUUGAAGUGCUCUCUGGAAAGCAACCAGAUGUACGUGGUGGAAGUUUGGCAGCUUCUUUUCCAAAAAGCUUCUCCAGUACUCAGGCAGGCUCUGGCCUCAUUCUCCGCCAUGGCCCCCACCGCCAUGAGCUCAGCCUAUUCCAAUCCUCUUGAUGCUCUGAGAGAAGUGCUUGCUGAAAACCUUACACAGGAUCAACUGAAGAGUGAAGUAUUUGUUAGAAGUUGGUUCCAGAUGGAUCUCGGUCCAUUCCUGGCCUCCCCGUCAACCAAUUUCCUCUUCUGCCUUGGCACCUACAACUUCAGCUGCCAGACCUACCAAAUUGUCGUCGGAGCAUUCAGCAACCGAAGCCCACUGAUGGACAACGACAGAGAGCGAGCAGUCUUUACUCACUUCAUCCGACCGUUCCUUUCCAGAAAGGAUUUGCCAGAUCCAGGCUGUGUGUCUUCUGCCAAUAGUAGUCAGCUCUGGCUACAGGCCAACCUUGGCAAUUUCUCUCAAUUUGCGAGCGUAGAGGAUUUGAAAGCCCUUUAUCCAAACUUCUCCAGUGCCGACGCCUUGUCCAAACUGUCUCCCUCUCAGGUAGCAGAGAUACUGCUGCGCACAGACAUCUCAAAUGACACAAAAUUUGUCGAUCAAGUCUUUGAGCGACUGCAGGUUGGAAACGCUGUUGAAAACGUGGACACAUUCUUUACCAAACUUACAGAGAAGGAGAAGGUUCCACAGUUUCAAGUUGACGUGAGAGAUCGCAUCAUGAACAAGACCUACGUCAUCAUCGGUCCCGUUUUGUCAGAGUUCCCUGAAAAGGAUCUUUUUGACUGGUUCCAUGUCAAACUGGUCCCGGUUCUCCCAAGUUUCACUCCACAAAUGCUCCAAGGUGUAAUUACCAACAUCAACUGCACAAAAUACCAUGUCAUUGUGAGUGGGAUGGGCAAAGUUGUGUCUGCCAUAGCUCAGAAAAGACAAGAAGAAAUUGGAGCUGUUUUACUGCGGUACCUGAAAAACUCUGCUGCUGUCAUCAACCAGCCAGCUUGCAGGGUAAACAUCAAGACCGAUUCCCAGUGGGUGGAAACAAACCUGGGCCCAUUUUCUCAAUCCGCAACAUAUUCUGAGCUCAAAUUCUUCAACCUCUCUCAGGGAGCACUCGUGAGCGUUCUUUCACCCAAACAGAAGGCUGAGCUUCUAACAGAUCCAGACAGCCGUGCUCUGGAGGAUGCCACCCUUGUAAAGGAGGUGUUGACAAACAUGACACAGUCCGGCAAUGUGGAGCAGCUUGGUCAGUUUUUCCUAGUGUUCACACAGUCCCUCCAGCAGACAAACACAACCUACAUCCAAAAUGUGGCGGUACGAGAGACCAUCUUAAACCUGACUCUGAGCAGCCUUGCUCUUAAAUUUGACGUCUUUCAAGUAGAAGACUACCAGCUGUGGUUCCAAGACUAUUUGAUUCCUGUGAUAGCAAGCAUCCAACCUGACAGCCUGCGGGUGAUACCCAGUAACAUCAGCUGUGAAUCCUACAGAGCGAUAGUCACUGGCCUAAUGGAAAGCCUGAAGAUCCUGCCACUGCACAUUUCAAUGGACGUGAGAUCAAGCCUGGAAUCGCUGCAGGAGGCCUUCCCAGAUUGUGCAAGACUGGAUUCUUUCACGUGCAAAGACACACAUGUUGAUGGUAAGUUUGCUGAGAAUAACCCAUCUAUGAAUUGA
Messenger RNA from Gambusia affinis (western mosquitofish), 1737 nucleotides. RefSeq lists its product as uncharacterized. The transcript has 13 exons. NCBI's taxonomy places the organism in Eukaryota, Metazoa, Chordata, Actinopteri, Cyprinodontiformes, Poeciliidae. The record is from RefSeq and is a predicted model, not a curated record. Bases 67 to 1737 code for a protein of 556 amino acids.